Molecule: messenger RNA, 8039 nt
Organism: Pteronotus mesoamericanus
Lineage: Eukaryota; Metazoa; Chordata; Mammalia; Chiroptera; Mormoopidae
Gene: FASN
Product: fatty acid synthase
Exons: 41
Coding region: 100-7641 (2513 amino acids)
Biological process (GO): fatty acid biosynthetic process
Cellular component (GO): cytoplasm
Molecular function (GO): phosphopantetheine binding; fatty acid synthase activity; oxidoreductase activity
Source: RefSeq, a predicted model, not a curated record
GAGAGACGCAGUGGUCCGGCCUCUCCUCCUCCGUGGUGCUCCAUCCUCGCUCUCCGUCUCCCGCCCGCACUGCCGCCCGCGCUCAGAUCAGGGAGCAGCAUGGAGGAGGUGGUGAUUGCCGGCAUGUCUGGGAAGCUGCCCGAGUCGGAGAACCUGCAGGAGUUCUGGGCCAACCUCAUCGGUGGGGUGGACAUGGUGACCGAGGACAACAGGCGGUGGAAGGCCGGGCUCUACGGCCUGCCCCGGCGGUCUGGCAAGCUGAAGGACCUGUCCAAGUUUGACGCCAGCUUCUUCGGGGUCCAUGCCAAGCAGGCGCAGACGAUGGACCCCCAGCUGCGCAUGCUGCUGGAGGUCGCCUACGAGGCCAUUGUGGAUGGAGGCAUCAACCCGGGCUCGCUGCGAGGGUCGCACACGGGCGUCUGGGUGGGCGUGAGCGGCUCCGAGGCCUCCGAGGCGCUGAGUCGAGACCCCGAGACCCUCCUGGGCUACAGCAUGGUGGGCUGUCAGCGGGCCAUGAUGGCCAACCGCCUCUCCUUCUUCUUCGACUUUAAGGGGCCCAGCAUCACCCUGGACACGGCCUGCUCAUCCAGCCUGGUGGCCCUGCACAGCGCCUGCCAGGCCAUCCGCAGCGGGGAGUGCCCCGCGGCCCUGGUGGGCGGCAUCAACAUCCUGCUCAAGCCCAACACCUCUCUGCAGUUCAUGAAGCUGGGCAUGCUGAGCCCCGAGGGCACCUGCAAGUCCUUCGACGUGGAGGGGGUCGGCUACUGCCGCUCGGAGGCCGUGGUGGCCAUGCUGCUGACUAAGAAGUCCCUGGCCCGGCGGGUGUACGCCACCAUCCUCAGCUCUGGCACCAACACAGACGGCGCUAAGGAGCAAGGCGUGACCUUCCCCUGUGGGAAGGUCCAGGAGCAGCUCAUCCGCUCCCUGUACGAGCCGGCCGGGUUGGACCCCACGUCCCUGGAGUACAUCGAAGCCCACGGCACGGGCACCAAGGCAGGCGACCCCCAGGAGCUGAACAGCAUCGUCAGUGCCCUGUGCUCCUCCCGCCGGGACCCGCUGCUGAUCGGGUCGACCAAGUCAAACAUGGGCCACCCGGAGCCCGCCUCAGGGCUGGUGGGGCUGGCCAAGGUGCUGCUGUCCCUGGAGCACGGGGUCUGGGCCCCCAACCUGCACUUCCGCAACCCCAACCCCAGCAUCCCGGGGCUGCUGGACGGGCGGCUGCGGGUGGUGGACCGGCCCUUGCCUGUGCGCGGGGGCAACGUGGCCAUCAACUCCUUCGGCUUCGGCGGCUCCAACGUGCACGUCGUCCUCCGGCCCAACACGCGCCCGCCCCGGCCGCCCGCCCCGCACGCCGCCCUGCCCCGCCUGCUGCUGGCCAGCGGGCGCACCCCGGAGUCCGUGCAGGGCCUGCUGGAGCAGGGCCGCCAGCACAGCCAGGACCUGGCCUUCGUGAGCAUGCUCAAUGAGAUCGCGGCCGUCCCGGUCACGGGCAUGCCCUUCCGGGGCUGCACGGUGCUGGGCGGCAAGGACGGCGGCCAGGAGGUGCAGCAGGUGGCUCCCGGCCGGCGCCCUCUCUGGUUCAUCUGCUCUGGGAUGGGCACACAGUGGCACGGGAUGGGGCUCAGCCUCAUGCGCCUGCCCGGCUUCCGAGACUCCAUCCUGCGGUCGGACGACGCCGUGGCACCCCUGGGCCUGCGGGUGUCAGACCUGCUGAUGAGCCCAGACGAGGCCAUCUUUGACGACACGGUCCACACCUUCAUGAGCCUGACGGCCAUCCAGAUUGCCCUCAUAGACCUGCUGGCCUCCCUGGGCCUGAAGCCGGACGGCAUCAUCGGUCACUCCCUGGGCGAGGUGGCCUGCGGCUACGCCGACGGCUGCCUCACGCAGGAGGAGGCCAUCCUCUCCGGCUACUGGAGAGGGCAGUGCAUCAAGGAGGCCAACAUCCCGCCGGGGGCCAUGGCGGCUGUGGGCCUGUCCUGGGAGGAGUGCAAACAGCGCUGCCCCCCGGGCAUCGUCCCCGCCUGCCACAACUCCGAGAGCACGGUGACCAUCUCGGGACCUCAGGCCGCCAUGUCCGAGUUUGUGGAGCAGCUGAGACAGGAGGGCGUGUUCGCCAAAGAGGUGCUGACCGGCGGCUUCGCCUUCCACUCGUACUUCAUGGAGGGCAUUGCUCCCUCCCUGCUGCAGGCACUCAAGAAGGUGAUCCGGGAGCCGCGGCCCCGCUCCGAACGCUGGAUCAGCACCUCCAUCCCGGAGGCCCAGUGGCAGAGCAGCCUGGCCCGCACGUUCUCCGCCGAGUACAACGUCAACAACCUAGUGAGCCCCGUGCUGUUCCAGGAGGCGCUGCGGCACGUGCCGGGGAACGCCGUGGUCCUGGAGAUCGCGCCCCACGCGUUGCUGCAGGCUGUCCUGAAGAGAGGCCUCAAGCCCGGCUGCACUGUCGUCCCCCUGAUGAAGAAGAGCCACACGGACAACCUGCACUUCUUCCUCAGCAACGUUGGCCGGCUGCACCUGAUGGGCAUCGACAUCAACCCCAACGGCCUGCUCCCGCCCGUGGAGUUCCCAGUCCCCCGGGGAACGCCCCUCAUCUCCCCGCUCAUCAAGUGGGACCACAGCCAGACCUGGGACGUGCCUGCUGCCGAGCACUUCCCCAGCGGCUCUGGCACCUCCUCCUCCACCAUCUACAACAUCGACACCAGCCCCGAGUCCCCCGACCACUACCUGGUGGACCACUGCAUCGAUGGCCGCGUCAUCUUCCCGGCCACCGGCUACCUGUACCUGGUGUGGAGAACGCUGGCGCGGGCCCUGGACCAGAACAUGGAGCAGAUGCCCGUGGCUUUUGAGGAUGUGACGCUGCACCAGGCCACCAUCCUGCCCAAGGCUGGGACCGUCCCCCUGGAGGUGCGGCUUCUGGAGGCGUCCCACACCUUUGAGGUGUCUCAGAACGGCAGCCUGACUGUGACCGGGAAGGUGUACCAGUGGGAGGACCCCAACUCCAAGCUCUUCGACACCCGGGACGGCCUGGACCCCGCAGACCCCGCAGGCCCCAUGGCUGCGUUCCACUUGGCCAAGGGGGACGUGUACAAGAUGCUGCGGCUGCGUGGCUAUGACUACGGACCUCACUUCCAGGGCAUCCUCAAGGCCAGCCUCGAAGGCUGCACGGGCCAGCUCCUAUGGGAGGACAACUGGGUGACCUUCCUGGACACGAUGCUGCAGGUGGGGAUCCUGAGCUCCAGCGAGCGCAGCCUGCGUCUGCCCACCCGCUUGUCCGCCGUGUACAUCGACCCCAUUGCCCACCGGCAGCGGGUGCACGCACCGCAGGGUGAGGCCCGAGUGGCCGACGUGGUGGUGGACGCGCACCUGCGCAGCACGGCGGCGGGCGGCGUCAUCCUCUCGCAGGUCCACACCUUGGCGGUCCUGCGCAAACCGGAGCAGCUGGUGCCCCACCUGGAGAAGAUGUGCUUCACGCCGCACAUGGAGGGCAGGUGCCUGGCAGAGCACGCGGCCCUGCAGGAGGAGCUGCAGCUGUGCAAAGGGCUGGCACAGGUGCUGCAGACCAGGGUGGCCCAGCAGGGGCUGAAGAUGGCGGUGCCGGGGCUGGACGGGGCCCAGGCCCCCCAGGAGCCCCCGCAGCGGGGCCUGGCCCGGGUGCUGGCGUCUGCCUGCCAGCUGCAGCUGAACGGGAACCUGCAGCUGGAGCUGGGCCAGCUGCUGGCCCAGGAGAAGGCCCAGCUGCGGGAGGACCUGCUGCUCAACGGCCUGCUCGACGCCCCGGCGCUCAGAGCCUGCGUGGACACCGCCCUGGAGAACAUGGCCAGUGCCCAGAUGAGAGUGGUGGAGGUGCUGGCUGCCGACGGCCGCUUGUACUCCCGCAUCCCCUCGCUGCUCCGCGGCCAGCCCAUGCUGAAGAUGGACUACACGGCCACUGACCGCCACCCUCAGGCCCUGGAGCCUGCCCAGGCCGAGCUGCAGCAGCAGGAUGUGGCUCAGGGCCAGUGGGACCCUGCGGAGCCCGCCCCCAGCAGCUUGGCGGCCGCUGACCUCCUGGUGUGCAACUGCGCGGUGGCCGCCCUCAGGGACCCAGCCACAGCCCUCGGCAACAUGGCAGCCGCUCUCAAGGAGGGGGGCUUCCUGCUGCUACACUCCCUGCUCCGGGGACACCCCCUCACGGAGACGGUCGCCUUCCUCACCUGCCCCGAGCCGCAGCCAGGGCGGCAGAGCCUCCUGAGCCAGGAUGAGUGGGAGAGCCUGUUUGCUGGGGCGUCCCUGCGCCUGGUGGCUUUGAAGACGUCCUUCUAUGGCUCCGCGCUCUUCCUGUGCCGCCGGCCAGUCCCCCAGGACAGCCCUGUCUUCCUGCCUGUGGAGGACACCAGCUUCCGAUGGGUGGACUCGCUCAAGAACAUCCUGGCCGACGGCUCCUCACGGCCUGUGUGGCUGACGGCCAUCAGCUGCGCCACCUCAGGUGUCGUGGGCAUGGUCAACUGCCUCCGCAAGGAGCCCGCAGGGCACCGGGUCCGGUGCAUCCUGGUGUCCAACCUCAGCAGUGAGUCCCCUGUCCCCAAGAUGGACCCAGGCUCUUCAGAGCUGCAGAAGGUGCUGCAGGAGGACCUCGUGAUGAACAUCUACCGGGACGGGGCCUGGGGGGCCUUCCGCCACGUAACCCUGGAGAAGGGCUGGCCAGAGGAGCCAACGGAGCACGCCUUCGUGAACGUUCUCACCCGGGGGGACCUCUCCUCUAUCCGCUGGGUGUGCUCUCCGCUGCGCCACGCCCUGGCCCCCAGCCCCGGCACCCAUCUCUGCACUGUCUACUACGCCUCCCUCAACUUCCGUGACAUCAUGCUGGCCACGGGGAAGCUGUCCCCUGACGCCAUCCCAGGGAAGUGGGCCUCCCGGGACUGCAUGCUGGGCAUGGAGUUCUCCGGCAGAGACGCCAGCGGCAAGCGCGUGAUGGGGUUGGUGCCCGCUGAAGGCCUGGCCACCUCCGUCCUGCUGCCCGAGGACUUCCUGUGGGACGUGCCCUCCAGCUGGACCCUGGAGGAGGCGGCCUCGGUGCCUGUGGUCUACACCACUGCCUACUACUCACUGGUGGUGCGUGGGCGCAUUCAGCGCGGGGAGACGGUGCUCAUCCACUCGGGCUCGGGCGGCGUGGGCCAGGCCGCCAUCGCCAUCGCCCUCAGCCUGGGCUGCCGCGUCUUCACCACCGUGGGGUCAGCCCAGAAGCGGGCGUACCUCCAGGUCAGGUUCCCCCAGCUCGACGACACCAGCUUCGCCAGCUCCAGGGACACGUCCUUUGAGCAGCAUGUGCUCCGGCACACGGCCGGCAAGGGUGUGGACCUGGUCCUGAACUCCUUGGCGGAAGAGAAGCUGCAGGCCAGUGUGCGCUGCCUGGCCCAGCACGGCCGCUUCCUGGAAAUCGGCAAAUAUGACCUUUUCAACAACCACCCGCUGGGCCUGGCCAUCUUCCUGAAGAACGUGACUUUCCACGGGAUCCUGCUCGACGCGCUCUUCGACGAGGCCAGCAGCAGCUGGCGGGAGGUGGCAGACCUGCUGCAGGCGGGCAUCCGGGACGGCGUGGUGCAGCCCCUCAAGUGCACCGUGUUCCCCAAGUCCCAGGUGGAGGAUGCCUUCCGCUACAUGGCGCAGGGGAGGCAUAUCGGCAAAGUGGUCGUGCAGGUGCGUGAGGAGGAGCAAGGCGCUGUGCUGCAGGGCCCCCGGCCCACGCCGAUGGUGGCCGUGUCCAAGACCUUCUACCCGGGCCACAAGAGCUACAUCAUCACCGGGGGCCUGGGCGGCUUUGGCCUCGAGCUGGCCCACUGGCUCGUGCGGCGAGGGGUCCAGAAGCUCGUGCUGAGCUCCCGCUCGGGCGUCCGCACGGGCUACCAGGCCAAGCAGCUCCGUGAGUGGUGGCGCCAGGGUGUGCAGGUGCUGGUGUCUACCAGCGACGCCAGCACGCUGGACGGCGCCCGGGGCCUCAUCGCCGAGGCCGCGCGCCUCGGUCCCGUCGGAGGCGUCUUCAACCUGGCCAUGGUCCUGAGAGACGCCAUGCUGGAGAACCAGACCCCCGAGUCCUUCCAGGACGUCAGCAAGCCCAAGUACAGCGGCACCCUGAACUUGGACAGGGUGACCCGCGAGGCGUGUCCCGAGCUGGACUACUUCGUGGCCUUCUCCUCGGUGAGCUGUGGGCGUGGCAACGCAGGCCAGAGCAACUACGGCUUCGCCAACUCCACCAUGGAGCGCAUCUGCGAGAAGCGCAGGCACGACGGCCUCCCAGGCCUGGCCGUGCAGUGGGGCGUCAUUGGCGACGUGGGCAUCGUCCUGGAGAAGAUGGGCUCCAACAGCGUGAUCAUCGGAGGCACCCAGCCCCAGCGCAUCGUCUCCUGCCUGGAGGUGCUGGAGCUCUUCCUGAGCCAACCGCACCCUGUCCUGAGCAGCUUCGUGAUGGCCGAGGGGGCCGCAGCCUGCAGCAAUGGCGGCAGCCAGUCGAACGUGCUGAGGGCUGUGGCCCACAUCCUGGGCAUCCGAGACUUGGCCACCGUCAGCCUGGACAGCUCACUGGGGGACCUGGGCCUGGACUCGCUCAUGGGCGUGGAGGUGCGCCAGACGCUGGAGCGCGAGCACAACCUGCUGCUGUCCAUGCGGGAGAUCCAGCAGCUCACCCUCCGGAAUCUGCAGGAACUUUCCUCGGGGGUCGACCCAGCUAAUGAGCUGGCAGCCCCCACGCCCAAGGAAAGCCCUGCGCGGCAGCAGGCCCAGCUGAACCUGAGCACCCUGCUGGUGAACCCCGAGGACCCGACCUUGACCCGGCUCAACUCGGUGCAGAGCUCCGAGCGACCCCUGUUCCUGGUGCACCCCAUCGAGGGCUCCACCGCCGUCUUCCACAGCCUGGCCGCCAAGCUCAGUGUCCCCACCUACGGCCUGCAGUGCACCCCAGCUGCGCCCCUGGACAGCAUCCAGAGCCUGGCCGCCUACUACAUCGAGUGCAUCAAGCAGGUGCAGCCCGAGGGGCCUUACCGCAUCGCCGGCUACUCCUACGGGGCCUGCGUGGCCUUCGAGAUGUGCUCGCAGCUACAGGCGCAGCAGAGCCCCACCCCCACGCACAACAGCCUCUUCCUCUUCGACGGCUCGCACAGCUACGUGCUGGCAUACACGCAGAGCUACCGCGCGAAGCUGACGCCCGGCUGCGAGCACGAGGCCGAGACCGAGGCCAUAUGCUUCUUUGUGCAGCAGUUCACGGACACUGAGCACAACAAGGUGCUGGAGGUGCUGCUGCCACUCGCAGGCCUGGAGGAGCGCGUGGCCGCCGCCGUGGACAUGAUCACGCAGAACCACGGGGGCCUGGACCGCCGCGCGGUCGCCUUCGCCGCGCGCUCCUUCUACCACAAGCUGCGCGCCGCGGAGCAGUACACGCCGCGCGCCACCUACCACGGCAACGUGACGCUGCUGCGCGCCAAGACGGGCGGCGCCUAUGGCGACAACCUGGGCGCCGACUACAACCUGUCCGAGGUGUGCGACGGCAAGGUGUCGGUGCACGUCAUCGAGGGCGACCACCGCACGCUGCUCGAGGGCAGCGGCCUGGAGGCCAUCCUCGGCAUCAUCCACAGCUCCCUGGCCGAGCCGCGUGUCAGCGUGCGGGAGGGGUAGCCGUGGCGGCUGCCGUUGGGCGGGCCGGGAGGUCCUGCCGGUGGGACCCCGGCCCGCACCCCGCGCCACUGCCCACAGUGGCUGGUAGAAGUAGAACUGACACCCGGCCCUCCCUGGGCACCUCCGCACGGUCCCCUUGGCCGCCACUUUUCACGGGGGUGUGGGGCCAGACCCGCGCAGCCGACUCGGAGACUUGCCCCGGUCUGUGAAGAGUCAGCCCGGCAGGGCGCAGGUCCGUUUGUCUUCUCAGUUUGGAGUCUAUUUAUUGCGUCGCUGGGGAGCCGCCAGGCCACGUCCCUGGUGCAGCCGGGACGCCUGAGCCUGGCCCGCUGUGAGGCAGCAGGCGCCGGCGCCCACUGUUUGUUCUCUAUUCGUUUUUUCAAGAAACAUGGUUCUCA